AUGUUCGCAACCGAGUGCCACGUGACCGGCAUGCGUGUGAACGCAUCUAGAACGAAAAGCCUAGUGCUUUGUCGUUCUCCUGCCCGGUGCCCUCUUCAGAUUAACGGAGAGGCAGUGGAGCAGGUGGAGUACCUCGGAACUGUAUUCACUAGUGAUGGAAAUUUUGAGGAAGAGAUCGACCGGCAAAUUGGAGUAGCCAGUGGCGUUCUGCGUGAACUAGCCCGACCCGUUGUGACGAAAGCAGAGCUCUCUGUCUGA
Molecule: messenger RNA, 258 nt
Organism: Soboliphyme baturini
Lineage: Eukaryota; Metazoa; Nematoda; Enoplea; Dioctophymatida; Soboliphymatidae
Source: the annotation of a GenBank genome assembly